GUUUGGAGGUCCUUAAUCAGCAAAAGACAGGCCACUGUUGACAUUGGUUCACAGAAAUUAUCCUGGAGAAACCUGAUGCUUAUGAAGUUAAAACAACUUGGUUCAGGAGAUUGGAAGAAACAGGUCAGUUCUUGUAGGAGUUUGGUCAUUUCAUGUAGGAAGUAGUUAAGUUAUUGAGUGUAUCAUAUAUUCUGGUUUCUUACAAUUGUUCCUUUCAUUUAUAUCUGAACUCUUCCUUACAACCUCAGUUUCUGUUUGUAAUGUAUGGCUAUAGAGGUGUAGUUAUGUAUAGUAUGAUGAUAUAUGGGUUAAGAAGUAUUAUGGAUCUAAGGGUAUAUGGACAGGACCAUAUUUCCCAUAGACCAUGGCCUAGGGCAAAAGGCCUAUGAGGGCAAAUAUACAGAAGAAAUCACAACUCUUUCUUAUUGGUGCUGAUGAAACAGGACUUUAGAUGAAUGAAUUCUUUCAGCUGUACCACUCGGCAUAACUGGAUAUAUUUAUGAACUGUUAUACUAGUUGAACUGCGUGUAUGUGACUGCUAGCGGAAAAAAUGUAAGACAUGAAAUCUAAUUCCUUGUUCAAGUAUUUGAACCAUGUUCAUUUUAAUCAUGAAAAUUUUAAAAUAAAAACUAUUAGAGCUUAAAAGAUGAGUUUUUUAACUUAAGUUUCUCUUGAACUAAGAUGAGAUAAAUCUGUAAUUUCUAACAACCAGGUGGCUCUGGAAGAUGUGCCUGAGACACUUAGACUGUACUGUACACCUUUGACUUCUGGUGCCUUUAUUUUAUGGGAGAGGGCCAUCGCCUUUUCACCCCGUCUCAGCAACCUGCAGGAAACAAGAGGAUCUCAUGACAGCCAGGAGUCGGCCAUCCGAAAAGGGAGAGUCUAUGCCGAACAUGUUCGAGUGUGGGAAAUAGGACUGAAAACAUCUAACUUGCAAACAGCCAUUGCCAAAGUCAUCAAAUCACAUUGUCGUGGGCAACAGUGUGUGGUCAAGGUAGUUGUUUUAAGUGGGACAAAACAACGAAAAUGUUGUGGCUGCGACUAAAAGGGUAUUAAUUGAUUCAGAAGUACAGAAAGAAAUAAAGCCAACUCCCCCAAUCCAGUCUAGACAUAGAUACUUACCUGACAACAUUUAGAAAUGAGGGAAGCUUCAUUGCUUAUUGGCACCUUGCCAUAUACAGUUUCUGCUCCACUGGAAUCAAAUAAAAAAAUGUUUGUUUUUUGUACUGAUGAAGGCAAUUGUCGAAACGUGUACAUUUGUAUUUUGUAUAAUCAUCAUUAAAGCUGAACAUAAAUAGUGUUUUAUUUACACAACUUGUUUGUGUCUAAUUAAUCUACUUUACAGCUUUAUCGCAGUCCAAGAAUCUUAUAAUUAGUUAAUUAAAUAUAAUUGAUUGCUCCAUUAAUUUUUUAAAAAGUGUAACUAAUAGCUUCGGUCAGCUAUUCUGAACUAUUAUUACUUGUUUCAACCCUCCCCCCCCCUUCCCUUUUUUUUUUCCUCCCCUUUUUCUCCCCGUUUUCUCCUCUUUUCCACAGAAAUUCCUGAUCAGCCAAAAGGCAAAACAGUCACACCAAAUUGAGAAGACCCUUCCAAAACUUUUCAGAGAAUGCACUGACCUACAGGAACUUGAUGAGGUACAGC
Messenger RNA from Lymnaea stagnalis (great pond snail), 1642 nucleotides. Lineage: Eukaryota; Metazoa; Mollusca; Gastropoda; Lymnaeidae. The record is from the annotation of a GenBank genome assembly.